AUGUUCCAGGGCAGUCCAAAUGCAGACCCUAGUGAGCGCUACGACUGGGCUGCGAUAACAGUCCAACAGUGGAUGCUGCAUUUUGGAAAUGUAUUCCCGGGUGACACAGACCCUAACGGCGUGACUGCCUUGGAGUGGGUCAUAGGUCAAGGAUCAACCGACAUAUUUCUCUAUUUAUUCCAGAUCUGGGAAGACCAGAUAUUGAAUGGAAAUUACCAUGACUCUUGGUUCUAUGAGGCGCACGAUACGAUUGCCAACACGCCUUCUCUACCCGAAGAGAAGAUGCAAGUACUCACUCGCAUCUUGUCUGCUGGCAAAUGGACCGUAAAUGCCAGUCAAACCCCGCUACAUGAUGCCCUUUGCAGGGGUGAUUUCGACGCCGCCUUUCAGGCUGCUGAAGAUUUCAGUUGGGCCAUCAACCAGCGGAACUACGAAGGCAACACGCCGUUACACGUCGCUGCAACACAAGGUCAUCUCAAUAGCGUCAAACACCUCGUACAUCUAGGGUGUGAUAUCAACGAGGCUAACUGGACGGGCUGCACUGCUCUCAUGCUUGCUUCCGAGGGCGGUCACGUUCUCACGGUGCAAUACCUGAUUGAUGCUGGCAGCCGGUUGAACGUCACUAACAGGAGGGGCGAUACUGCAAUGAUGGUUGCUUCCAUGGCGGGGCUGCAGUGCCAUCCACCACCUUACGUCGUCUGGCAAUAA
Colletotrichum abscissum is the source of this 708-nucleotide messenger RNA. Its product is annotated as pfs domain-containing protein. The record is from RefSeq and is a predicted model, not a curated record. The coding region runs from base 1 to 708 and encodes 235 amino acids. The transcript has 5 exons. NCBI's taxonomy places the organism in Eukaryota, Fungi, Ascomycota, Sordariomycetes, Glomerellales, Glomerellaceae. Gene Ontology annotation, molecular function: protein binding.